Molecule: messenger RNA, 1215 nt
Organism: Sclerotinia sclerotiorum 1980 UF-70
Lineage: Eukaryota; Fungi; Ascomycota; Leotiomycetes; Helotiales; Sclerotiniaceae
Exons: 2
Coding region: 1-1215 (404 amino acids)
Molecular function (GO): catalytic activity
Source: RefSeq, a predicted model, not a curated record
AUGACAGGUCCACCACCAUUGACAGGAAUUCGCGUCCUCGAAUUUGCAGGUCUAGCUCCAGGACCUUUCGCCGGACUUCUUUUGGCAGAUUAUGGCGCAUCAGUCCUUCGUAUUGAUCGCGCAAUUCCCAAUCUCACCCAUACAUCCUCAAUUCCUCCUCCUACGGCCGAUCUCCUCACUCGACACAAAUCCUCUAUUGCAGUCGACCUCAAAUCAUCUGCUGGGAUAUCCUUCAUCAAGUCCCUCGUAGCCCAUUGCGAUGUGAUAAUCGAUCCAUUCCGACCUGGAGUUUUGGAGAAAUUGGGACUUUCACCCGAUGUUCUUCUACAACUCAAUCCACGCCUUAUUCUUGCCCGAAUGACGGGUUUCCGCCGUGAUGGGAAGUAUAAAGAUAUGGCCGGACACGAUAUAAACUACAUAGCAGUAUCAGGCGCUUUAUCACUUCUCGGACGAAAACAUGAAAAACCAUUACCACCAGCAAAUAUACUCGGGGAUUUUGCAGGAGGUGGAGCUGCGUUAUUCCAAGGCAUUUUACUCGCGUUGCUAGCCCGGGAGAAGAGUGGAAAGGGGCAAGUGGUGGAAGCGAAUAUGGUGGAUGGAAGUGCAUAUCUUGUAAGCUUUCCGAGAAUGUUGAGGAAAACUCCCAUGUGGAAUAAACCGAGAGGAGAAAAUACUUUGGACUCGGGAAGUCCGUAUUACGAUACGUAUAAAACGAAGGAUGGGAAAUAUAUGGCGGUUGGCGCUUUGGAACCGCAGUUUUUCAAAGAAUUGAUCAAAGGGUUGGGAUUGGAAGGAACUGGUAUAGAGAAGACGAGAGAAGAUAGAAAGACAUGGCCGGAAAUGAGGAAAACUUUCACAAGGUUAUUCAAGGCGAAAAUCAGAUCUGAGUGGGAGGCUAUUUUCGAUGGGACAGAUGCUUGUUGUACACCUGUUCUUGAUUACGAUGAGCUAGAGAAUGAUCCUUCCAGAGAAGGCGAUCAAAGGCCAAUGGUGACACUCAGAAAAACGCCAUCUCUCGCAAUGUCCACAAAUAGUAACCAGGACCCGUCGAUUGGUCAAGGACCCGGCGUGGAAGGAGGAAGCUACACCGGAAAACCGUUGUAUCCUGGAGAAGGUGGAGAAAAAACACUAAAUCAAUGGCUAGGGUGGAAAAGAGGGGAAAGUUAUGAUGUCGUAAAUGGUGGCUUGAUUGGAAAGAAGCAUUCGAAAUUAUAA